Molecule: messenger RNA, 5930 nt
Organism: Oncorhynchus kisutch (coho salmon)
Lineage: Eukaryota; Metazoa; Chordata; Actinopteri; Salmoniformes; Salmonidae
Product: angiomotin-like 2a
Exons: 9
Coding region: 341-2497 (718 amino acids)
Biological process (GO): actin cytoskeleton organization; angiogenesis; hippo signaling
Cellular component (GO): bicellular tight junction; plasma membrane; cytoplasmic vesicle
Source: RefSeq, a predicted model, not a curated record
AUUCCAGUCUCCGCGAACAAUCGGCCCUCAGUUAUUUAUGAGCAGCGCUUUCUCUCUCUCCCGACUCAGUCUGUUGUGAAAGCUUCUCAGAGACGCACACCGUAGCAGUGCACUCUCUCAGCGGAACGUAGUAUACUCAGGAUACGAAUUUAUACUUUCCAGUUAUAGGAAGUUCUAUUAGGAUUACAUUACGUUUAAAAGAAAUAUAAACGAUAUAGACCUACGGCGUCCACAACUUGUUUCCGUGAUGACAAUGUAAAUAGAUCUGUGGUUAACUAAUAAUCCAAACCACCAAAGUUCAACACAGCACAUUCACUUAUAUAUUCUCUGAUUGACUGAGAUGAGAACUGCUGAGGAGUCCUCUGGCACGGUUCUACACCGUCUAAUCCAGGAGCAGCUCCGUUACGGGAACCCCACAGACACCCGAACCCUCCUGGCCAUCCAGCAGCAGGCCCUGCGUGGAGGCAGCAACAGCAGCGGAGGAGGCGGUACCGGAUCACCCCGCUCCUCUCUGGAGAGCCUGACCCAGGAAGAGUCCCAGUUCAUCCACAUGUCCACCAGACAGGACCCCCAGGGUCAGGAGUACCAGGGGGACUACAAACACUGUGAGAGUGACUCCGUGUGUCACCUCUACCAGCUCCACAGACACGGAGAGGAGCUUCCCACCUAUGAGGAGGCCAAGGCCCACUCUCAGUAUCUGGCCUCGGUAGGAGUCCAGCGGGGUCAGGGGCUUGAGGUGAUGGAUCACCAGGGAGGGGGCCAGUGGGAUUUGAAACGGGAGCACGCCCGCUCCCUCAGUGAACGGCUCAUGCAGCUCUCCCUGGAGAGGAACGGUGGAUCAUGUGGAUCCAGAGACAGUCUGCCCCUCAGCUCAACACAGAGUUACCCACAGCUUUCCAAUGGCCACUGUGGGCCUGUUGACCACCAGGGACCAGAGUCUCUCCAGUACCCCGAUCAGAGGGGACCUCCCCCGGACUACUACCCCUUCCUGGUCAAGCCUCCUGGAUACAUGCUCAGCCACUCACAGGAGACACACGGACACUACCACCAGGAACCUCCUCCCCCAUUCCACUCCCAGCACAGGUAUGAACCUGCCCAGAUGAUUCGCCACAGUGUCCAUUCUGGUCCAGAGGUCUACAUGAGCCACGCCAACCCCAGUACCCACAACAACAGUGCCCAGAUGGACCUGUUGAGGGAAAAUGAGAGACUGAGGAAAGAGCUGGAGGGGUACAGCGAGAAGGCUGCCAGACUGCAGAAGCUGGAAGUAGAGAUCCAGAGGAUAUCUGAGGCCUACGAGACCCUGAUGAAGGGCUCAGCCAAGAGAGAGACCCUGGAAAAAACCAUGAGGAACAAACUGGAGUCAGAGAUCAAGAGACUACACGACUUCAACAGAGACCUCAGAGAUCGUCUGGACACUGCUACAAAACAGCGAGUAACCAAAGAUGUUGAAUCUGCCAACCAGAAGCAGCAGGUGUUCGCCAAGCUCCUCGAACACAAUGAGGAACAGCAGCGGGAGGUGCAGCGUCUGCGUGGUUCCGGGGAGGAGUGGCUUCGGCGCCGGGAGGUUCUGGAGCUGGCCCUGGGGUCGGCACAGACCCGUAACCUGGCCCUGGAGGAGGAGCUUAGAAGGAAGAAGGCGUACGUAGAGAAGGUAGAGCGGCUGCAAAGUGCCCUGGGCCAGCUACAGGCAGCCUGUGAGAAGAGAGAGGCCCUGGAACUGAGGCUGAGGACCAGGCUGGAGCAGGAGCUGAAGAGCAUCCGAUCAGCACAGUGUCAGUCCCACAGCACGGCUAGCGGUCCUGGCUCCCUGCCCUCUGAUCUGAGCUCCAUGGUGUCUGUACAGCAGCAGCAGCUGGCUGAGAGAGAAGAGAGGAUCCUGGCUCUGGAGGCUGACAUCACACACUGGGAACAGAAGUACCUGGAGGAGAGCACCAUGAGGCAGUUUGCUAUGGACGCAGCCGCCACCGCUGCAGCUCAGAGAGACAGCAGCGUCAUCAAACACUCGCCUCGUCACUCACCCAACAACAGCUUCAACGACCACCUGCCAUUCAGCCACAGACAUCGGGAGAUGGAGAACAGAAUCCGAGCGCUGCACUCCCAGCUCCUGGAGAAGGAUGCCGUGAUCAGGGUGUUACAGCAACGGACUGGACCAGAGCAGCAGGCCCUCCUCCGCCCUGCCAGGUCCGUCCCCUCCAUCAGCACCGCUGCCAACGCCUCAACAUCCACCUCCUUCAAUGGCCCGGUGGAGCGACCCAUCUGGGGAAAAGGAAAGAGCCUCUCUGAUGACCAGACGGCUGCUGCAGUGUCUCCUCUGUCCCGAUCCCCCCACCAACACCCCCGCGCCCCCCUGGCCCUGCCUCUCCCCUACUCCGAGCCCCAGAGAAGGGACCACAGCAGCCAGUGUGAUAGUGAUGUCCCAGCCCAAAAGGCUGACCUCACAGUGGAUCCCCCCAGCAGUUCAGACACUGCAGCAGGCGUAGUAGAAAUCCUUAUUUAACAAACGUUGAACUGUGGAUGGACAGUGAAAACACGGUCGAUGACCGAGACAACUUCCUGUCCUGCAUAUCCCACCCAGAGAGAAGAAGACAGCCUGCCUGUCUGUCUGUUUCUGGCCAGACUGGCCUCCAGAUGAACAGAAGGACACUUCCUUUGAAGACAGAGGGACAGUUUGGAGACGGACAUGGACAUGUGCUUCCUACCUACCCACCUUCCUACCUACCUUCCUUGCUUCCUACCUACCUUCCUUCCAUCUUACCUAUCUUCAUACUGUACCUUCCUUCCUACCUACCUACCCACCCACCUACCUUCCUUCCUUCCUACCUUCCUUCCUUCCUUCCUUCCUACCUGAGAAAAGAAUCCAGAAGCAUCAGGAAGUGUGUAGCAGACAGAGAGGAGAGCUCUGCUCCACUUGACUGUUUCUCUCUCUGCACUUAGAAAAGUGAAGAAGAAUUGAAUUGGCCGUGUUCUCUAGUUAGUGGACCAGCCAGGGGCAACUACCCCAGUCUCCAUCUGAAGCCUCCAAGGUACUCAGACAAGGCUUCUGCAUUGCUGCACAACCUGAGAUAUCAAUCAAACUGCGUUUUGUAUUAUAUUUGUAUGUAGUUGGUGUUUUAUUGUGAUAUAUUCUUGUUUAAGUGCUGCUCGUAGUGUGACGUGAUGUGUUUGUGUGAAGAGUUGUGUGUUGUUUGGCCUUUAUGAAAGCUGUCUGUCUGUCAUUCUCCACCCCUUGCUGGUCUAUACACUUCUAUUCAUACUGCAUAUCUGUUUCCGUCAUGGACAGACAGUGUGUCAGCUACUUUGAGCUCAGCAUGCCAAGUCAAACAUUCCUGGAAAAAAAACUACAUCACUAUCCCACGGCUACUUUUAGCUUGUUCUAUGAUUACACAUAUCCUUCCUAUUAUGUUGUAACGCUAAUAUACAUGCUUGGUGAAGACAGUUGUAAGAGUAAUCUCUCCUCCUCUUCCUCCUCCGAUGUCCUUGGAUGAGUGGUCCAUUUCACAGUGUGCUUGAGUACCGUAAAUACCAAACGAACCCAACUUCUGCAUUCCCAAGCCUAAAUUAAACUAUGCAGUUGGCACUCUCCUCUCCCUACAUAUCACAGCCUGUAUGGUGAGGCCCCGCACCCCCCCCCCCCCCCCCAGCUUUACCACUGGAAUGGGCCUUGUUUAGAUUGGAGGGUGGGGUAACGGUGGAUGUCUGACCUGACUGUUCUUCCUCUUUGAGAAACAGAGGACGAGGAAGAGGGGAGGUUGCCGUUCACACCACUGGGCCCGAUGUCUGAGAUGCCCAGGCUGUGUCCCAAAUAGCAUCCCUAUUCCCCAUGUAGUGCCCUGGUUAUAAUUAGUGCCCUAUAGAGGGCAGGGAUCAUCAACUAGAUUCAGCCGCAGGCCGAUUUUCUUCUUGAGCGGAUGGUCAGGGGAGGGCCGCAACAUAAUAACAGAUUAUUUGUAGAUUGCAAAUUGACUGCAAUAACCCCCCCCCCCCGAUUGAUUAUAACAUGAUCAUUUUAUAAACCUUGCUUACAUUAGUAUAGAUCAGAUAUAUAUCUCUAUUAUGCGGGGGGUGUACUUUGGAACAGAUUAACCAAAUUAAAAUCACUUGGAGCUGAUUUUGCUGUUGUUUUUUUUAUACUGUCUAUAAUGUUCAACAAUUAAAACAUAAUUGGAGAACCCUGACGAUAUAGGGAAUAAGAUGACAUUUGGAACACAGCCGGGUUAUUGUUUUGGGUCCCAGACAGUCGAUACCCAGAAUGCCGCUGUCCCACCACCCUCUGCUGACAAGCCGGGCUAAUCGACUGACGUUCCUUCCCUGAUGGAAUGCUCCCACUCUCCCACUCGGAUCCGAGAAUUAGGCUAUCUAGAGUCUGACCCUUCACCCUGUUUUAACAUGGCAUAACAUUCUGAGGAUUCUAGUCUCUUUUUCAGUCUAUUCAUUUCUGGCUUCUACCAGGAGCAUCUGAGCGUCUUCUAAAUCCGUUGAGUAGUUAUAUCCAGAAACAGAUCUGUGGAGACAGAGAGCUAGCCAUAUCUGCCUUGCAUCUGCCAGUCUAUUUGUUGAUCGUGCUAAAUAAACCCCCCAGUGUUAUUUUGAAGUGUGCUGUUUUUCCCCCUCCUUGCUUGAGGAUCUCACAUGUCUGAGGUCUGAAUGUCUUUUUACAUGUGUUGUAUGUGUCCCCUAAUUUAAACUUCAGCCUGCAUCUAAUUGGGAUGGUGACAUGUGUUGAUACCAGUUAGUUCUAUCUCUCUCUGUGUGUGUGUGUGUGUGUCAGAGCAGGAAUCUAAAUUAUUGUUUUUGACUGGAAUGUGAGACGAGUGUUGUAUUCGAACUCUACAGUCCUUCACCAUCUUCAAAUUAUACUUAUUUUCUUCUUUCUCUCACAGUGCAUUUGCUGGUCAUAUGCUCUGUUUCAGAACCAUUUGCUGGUCAUAUGCUCUGUGUCAGAACCAUUUGCUGGUCAUAUGCUCUGUAUCAGAACCAUUUGCUGGUCAUAUGCUCUGUGUCAGAACCAUUUUCUGGCCAUAUGCUCUGUGUCAGAACCAUUUGCUGGUCAUAUGCUCUGUGUCAGAACCAUUUGCUGGUCAUAUGCUCUGUGUCAGAACCAUUUGCUGGUCAUAUGCUCUGUGUCAGAACCAUUUGCUGGCCAUAUGCUCUGUGUCAGAACCAUUUGCUGGUCAUAUGCUCUGUGUCAGAACCAUUUGCUGGUCAUAUGCUCUGUGUCAGAACCAUUUGCUGGCCAUAUGCUCUGUGUCAGAACCAUUUGCUGGUCAUAUGCUCUGUGUCAACCAUUUGCUGGUCAUAUGCUCUGUGUCAGAACCAUUUGCUGGCCAUAUGCUCUGUGUCAGAACCAUUUGCUGGUCAUAUGCUCUGUGUCAGAACCAUUUGCUGGUCAUAUGCUCUGUGUCAGACCCAUUUGCUGGUCAUAUGCUCUGUGUCAGAACCAUUUGCUGGCCAUAUGCUCUGUAUCAGAACCAUUUGCUGGUCAUAUGCUCUGUGUCAGAACCAUUUGCUGGUCAUAUGCUCUGUAUCAGAACCAUUUGCUGGUCAUAUGCUCUGUAUCAGAACCAUUUGCUGGUCAUAUGCUCUGUAUCAGAACCAUUUGCUGGUCAUAUGCUCUGUAUCAGAACCAUUUGCUGGUCAUAUGCUCUGUGUCAGAACCAUUUGCUUGUUGAUACCCUUUUCACUAUAAAUUGGACUCUGUUUACAUAAAGUUGUCAUUUUGAACUGAGAAAAGAAGUUAAUAUAUUUUCUAUAUUAUUUCAUUUUUAGUAUUUUAUUGAUGUGAAAAAAAUGAUGCCAAAGAUUUGUUCUAACAUGAGCCUAUAUAAACCAACCUGUAUGGCUCGUUGAACCCUUUAUGUUGCUGUGGAGAACUUUUCUAUGCCAUUAACAUUUCAAUAAUGGAAUAAAAACAGUAAUAUAUAUCGUUAAAA